GUUAUCAUUACCUUACUUAACAUAGUAAAUUUUGAUCCAGUUUGAUUUGUAUAUAAAGAAAACGAAUUAGUUGGUUAGAGCUUUCUCAUAAAUAUGGCAGGACUUAAGGUAUUUGUUUUAUUUGCUCUUGUGGCAACAACCUAUGGAUUCCACCAAAUAAGAGCUAGAAACACUCGCAAUGGCUUAGGUUUGGACGGUUCUACACAGGCUACAGAUGGACAAUUCCCCUGGGUAGUUUCACUUCAAUCAAGUUUUUUGUUUAUUAACUCACACGUUUGUGGAGGUGUCAUCUUAAAUGAAAACUGGGUACUUACAUCUGCAGAAUGCCAGGAUGCUGCUAACAAAGUAGUAGCCGGCGCUGUUAAGCUACAAGGAGAUGAUCCCAAUAAACAGACUGUUGAUAUUGAACAAUGGGUGGUUCAUCCCGACUAUAACUCACAAGAAGUUGGGCCCAACGAUAUUGCUCUAGUCAAACUAAAGGAACCUUUGAAGCUUAACGAUGCCGUUAAAGCCGCUAAUUUGCCCGAGCAAGGAGCAGCAGUUAAUGGAUCAGCUGAUCUUGUUGGAUAUGGUGACAGCUUCUUGCCUGAUUUCAACACUUUAGGCUACAUUUCAGACUUGCCUCUUAUAAGUUACGAUGACUGCAAACAAGCUCUUGACGAUUUAUUGCAACAGGAAAGCCCUUUGGAUGAAAAAAGCAACCUUUGUGCAGGAGUAUUGGCAAAUGGAGCUAACAACUGCGACGGGGAUACCGGUAGCCCUCUUACCCAAAAUGAUGUUGUCAUUGGUAUCACCACUUGGAUCAUCACCCCUUGCAAUAGCAAGGGAGCCCCUGAUGUAUUCACCAAUGUAGCCAACUUUGUUGACUGGAUCAAUGAAAACAUUUCACAAUAAAAUUGAAAGGAACAAUUGUUCUUUAAUUACGAUAAUAUAUAUUUAAUUUCUCGUA
Messenger RNA from Diabrotica balteata, 949 nucleotides. NCBI's taxonomy places the organism in Eukaryota, Metazoa, Arthropoda, Insecta, Coleoptera, Chrysomelidae. The record is from the annotation of a GenBank genome assembly.